Messenger RNA from Phalaenopsis equestris, 1684 nucleotides. Its product is annotated as aspartyl protease 25-like. The transcript has a single exon. Lineage: Eukaryota; Viridiplantae; Streptophyta; Magnoliopsida; Asparagales; Orchidaceae. The coding region runs from base 15 to 1424 and encodes 469 amino acids. Gene Ontology annotation, molecular function: aspartic-type endopeptidase activity. Gene Ontology annotation, biological process: proteolysis. The record is from RefSeq and is a predicted model, not a curated record.
UGCUUAAUAAAUAAAUGGAGAGUUCUGGUGUAAAUGUUUAUGUUGCUCUUUUUUGCUUCCCCCUUCCCUCUCCUUUAAAUAAACCAAAAACCCCCCAUAACAUUUCACCACAUCCCACCACCCUUCCCCAACCCAUGGCUCUCCUACCCUGCCUCCUCCUCCUCCUCCUCCUCCUCCCUUUCUCCCUCGCUGCCUUCAACCCGUGCUCAUCUCCCUCCACUCCCGGUGACAUCACCAUCCUCCACAUCAACAGUAAAUGCUCCCCAUUAAUCUCCUCUCCCACCACCCCCCUCGACUCCCUCCUCCAACUCACCCACCGCAUUGAUCCUGCCCGCCUCUCCUUCCUCUCCUCCCUCUCCACCUUCUCCGUCCCCAUCGCUUCCGGCCAACACAUCCUCAACUCCGCCAUCUACCUCCUCCGUGCCACCAUCGGCUCCCCUCCUCAACCCCUCCUCCUCGCCCUCGACUCCGCCGCCGACUCCUCCUUCCUCUCCUCCUCCAACUUCUCAUCUUCUUCCACUUUCCAACCCCUACCCUGUUCCUCCUCCCUCUGUCCCCUCUUUACCCCGCUCCCCUGUUCCUCCCCAUCCUCCCUUUGCACCUACAACCAAUCCUACGGCGGCGACUCAUCCUUCUCCGCCGCUCUCUCUCAAGACACCCUUCACCUCGCCGGUGACAACAUCCCAUCCUUCACCUUCGGCGCUGUCACCUCUGUCUUCCCCGGCCCUUCGUUCCCCAAACAGGGCCUCCUCGCCCUCGGCCGCGGCCCCGCCUCCCUUCUCUCCCAAACCACCUCUCUCUACCACUCCGUCUUCUCAUACUGCCUCCCUAGCUACAACUCCUACUACUUCUCCGGCUCCCUCCGCCUCGGCCCCCUCCACCAGCCCCCCCAUAUCCGCUCCACCCCUCUCCUUGUCAACCCCCACCGCCCCUCGCUCUACUACGUCAAUCUCACUGGUGUCAGCGUGGGCCGCAUUCGGGUCGCCACGCCGCCCAACUCAUUCACCUUCGACCCCUACACCGGGGCCGGAACAGUGGUGGAUUCCGGCACCGUUAUCACCCGCUUCGUCGCCGCAGCUUACGCCGCCAUACGCGACGAGUUCAGGCGCCAAGUGAACGCAACGAAUGGGUACGAGACGCUGGGAGCGUUUGACACGUGUUACUCGACGGCAAACAAUGAUGUAACGGCGGCGCCGCCGCCGGUGGUCACGCUGCAUUUGGACGGAUUGGAUCUCGCGCUACCUGCGGAGAACGCUCUGAUACACAGCAGCGGGCGGCCGCUCGCUUGUUUGGCGUUAGCGGCCGCGCCGGCGAACGUGAACGCGGUGGUGAACGUGAUUGCGAGCUACCAGCAGCAGAACCACCGGGUUCUGGUGGACGUGGCAGGAGCUAGAGUUGGGUUUGCGCGGGAGCUGUGUAGUUAGGGUGUGUUUUUUUGUUAUAUGUGGGUGUUAGGAUGGGUAGGUUUUCUUGUGUGGUUUAGAAAAAUAAGCGAUUCGUGGGGCCGGUGCUUCACGGGAACGGGAGGGAGGGGGAGGGCUUUUGUUUGAUUGUGAGUUGCGGCAUUGCAAUUAUUGUCGGAAUAGUCUGUGUUGUGGAAAUAGGAAAUUUGUAUGGUUUGAAACUGUCAUAACGAUAAGAUUUUCAUAAAUGGGUCAAUUGGAGAUGGAUAAAUUCUAAAAUA